This is a messenger RNA of Megalops cyprinoides (Indo-Pacific tarpon), 2138 nucleotides long. It is a transcript of the gene yy1a, whose product is annotated as YY1 transcription factor a. Gene Ontology annotation, cellular component: PcG protein complex; transcription regulator complex. Bases 102 to 1208 code for a protein of 368 amino acids. Gene Ontology annotation, molecular function: RNA polymerase II cis-regulatory region sequence-specific DNA binding; DNA-binding transcription factor activity, RNA polymerase II-specific. Gene Ontology annotation, biological process: regulation of transcription by RNA polymerase II. The transcript has 5 exons. The record is from RefSeq and is a predicted model, not a curated record. NCBI's taxonomy places the organism in Eukaryota, Metazoa, Chordata, Actinopteri, Elopiformes, Megalopidae.
GUUGAGUUUGUGUUGUCGUUGGAGGAAGAAGGGAGAUAGGAGAGGGGGGGGAUCGGUAUUACAGCAGAGCGAGCGUGAGAGCUUUCUGGGGGGAAUCCAAUAUGGCAUCGGGCGAUACGCUCUACAUUGAAACAGAUGGCUCGGAAAUGCCGGCCGAGAUAGUCGAGCUUCACGAAAUCGAGGUGGAGACCAUACCAGUGGAGACCAUCGAGACGACGGUGGUCGGUGGAGACGACGACGACGACGAGCACCACCAGCCCAUGAUAGCCUUGCAGCCUCUGGUCACUGAUGAUCCGAACCAGGUUCACCACCACCAAGAGGUGAUCUUGGUGCAGACCCGGGAGGAGGUGGUGGGUGGGGAUGACUCGGACCUCCGUGCAGAUGACAGUUUCGAGGACCAGAUCCUCAUACCUGUCCCGGUACCUGCUGCAGAAGAGGAAUAUAUCGAGCAGACUUUGGUGACUGUAGCCGGGAAGAGCUCUUCAGUGGGGAGGGUGAAGAAAGGGGGAGGCGGCAGCGGGAAGAAAGCGGGUAAAAAAAGCUAUCUGAGUGCAGCGGAGGCCAGCGGUAGAAAAUGGGAACAAAAACAAGUGCAAAUAAAGACUUUGGAAGGGGAGUUUUCAGUUACGAUGUGGGCUUCAGAUGACAAGAAGGACAUCGACCAUGAAACAGUGGUGGAGGAGCAGAUCAUUGGGGAGAACUCCCCUCCAGAUUACUCAGAGUACAUGACUGGGAAGAAGCUUCCUCCAGGAGGCAUUCCAGGCAUCGACCUCUCAGACCCCAAACAGCUGGCCGAAUUCGCCAGGAUGAAGCCACGGAAAGUCAAAGAGGAUGACGCCCCUAGGACGAUAGCCUGUCCCCACAAAGGAUGCACAAAGAUGUUCAGGGACAACUCAGCGAUGAGGAAGCACUUGCACACCCACGGCCCACGCGUCCAUGUCUGCGCAGAGUGCGGGAAGGCCUUCGUGGAGAGCUCCAAACUCAAGCGGCAUCAGCUUGUUCACACCGGAGAGAAGCCUUUCCAGUGCACAUUUGAGGGCUGUGGCAAGCGGUUCUCCCUGGACUUUAACUUGCGCACGCACGUGCGGAUUCACACGGGAGACCGGCCCUACGUCUGCCCCUUCGACGGCUGCAAUAAGAAGUUCGCCCAGUCCACCAACCUGAAGUCUCACAUCUUAACGCAUGCUAAAGCCAAAAACAACCAGUGAGUCGGGGGGAGUUGGGGGGGGGGGGGACACUCCCCCUGCAUCUGUGACACGACACCAUCUUAACACAAAUGUUCAAAAAGAAAUAUGAAAACCCCCCCUUUGUAUAUUGUUUCUAGGAAAAAUGUUUUAAAAGAAAAUAACCUUACAGACUUUUUGAUAAGUAUGGAGACAUGAGAAUAAAAUGAAGCUAUGUUUCUCCUUUCCCAGUGUUUUGUCCCCUGACAGAAGAACCCCAUCCCUCUGUUUCACUAUGUUGUAUUCAUGACAAAAACUUAGACUCGCACCUAAUGGACAAUUCUUUAUAUAACAGAGCCCAAAGGAAAACUUGGUCCGGGUUUUUCAAUCAAGAAUAGUUUUCAUCCCUGUGCAUAUUGAAAAUAAUUGCUUUUUAAUUUUGUAUUUUUUUUUUCUCCAAGUGUGCAUAUUGUACACUUAUUUUGGGAUGUGCUUAGUGAUGUGUGUUUUUUUUUUUUCCCCUGAAGAUUGAAAUCUGCUUGUGAUAGUUCUUGGAAGAGAAUUGGCCAUUACUGUACUACAUGCAUACUUCGAAUGUGUUUUCUUCUGUUUUGUUUAUUUUGGGUGUAUUCUUUACUCAUUUUGUAUAACUGUAUCGUACAGCUGUAUUGAGAUCAUGUAGACACUUAAUAGCAAUGUGAUUUAGAUAAUGUUACCUGAUUAAAACCUAUUUUAGCCAUGACACUUUUUAAAGAAUUAUUCCUGACAUGAACUGUCAGGUGCAAAAUAAGAAAAGUGUACUGUUUUUUCACUGCAAGGCCUGUCUCAAGUUUGUUACACAAUACUCACAAAAACAAGUUAGUGGUGAUUGGUUGCAUUUUUAGAAUGUAUUGUACAGGCAGCAUUAAUUAACCCUUAUUAAUUUGUACAUCCAGUGUACUUCAGUGGCCAACAAUAAAACUGGUCUAAAAGCAA